Molecule: messenger RNA, 7628 nt
Organism: Porites lobata
Lineage: Eukaryota; Metazoa; Cnidaria; Anthozoa; Scleractinia; Poritidae
Source: the annotation of a GenBank genome assembly
AUGUCCCUUGCUCAUAUCAGGGAACAUGACAUUUCCAAAGAGGAAGUCAGGUUUCUUGAAUCAGAGGGAAAAGACUACUGUCUUUCCCAUGGAAUGAUUUAUAAAGACAAGAAUGAAAAUUUCCAGCACAUACCGUUUACUCUGUUGCCGUCACCAUUCCCAGAAAAACUCUUCACAGCUGCCAGAGAAGUUCAAGUGGAUUUUAAUCUGCUUGUACAUAAAGUUAGCCAAGAUUACCACUUUACCAAGACGGCUUUACUGAGGUAUUGUUUCGGUCGAAUGAAUACAAUAUCCCUUUACCAAAUCUGUCACUUAUUUCUGUCAUUAAAAUAUCUUUAUAGUUUGUCAUCUUUCCUUCAUAGCUGUCUCAUAUUCCACUGUUUUUUUUAAACGCAUAGUCGUCCUGAACACAAGAACAACCAAACAAAAAAAACAACAAUGUACGGCUGGAACAAAUAUCUAUAGCUACAAUCAGAUAGCUAAAGUUUUAUUGAAUUGAUACAGCGUACCUUGUUCCCAGGGUUUUCUUCUACCCGUCGAUAGGUAGGAGAGAGAAACUGGGAACGCGAUAGAAUUGAUCUUAGAAAAACAAUAAGUGCAACUAAAAUGUUUUGCAGAUAAUUCAACUUAAAUACAUUUCACUUUAAUAAGCUCAGAGUGUUUUUCUGUUCUGAUAUAGCACAGUCGCUGCUGAUCCCUUCACGUCCAAACUCUUUGAUAUUUAUGACAAAGUUUGGAAACAAGGAAGUUCUAAGGUACGUCGUACUGCACGCGACAAAUCAACCAUAAUAUAACCCUGAUAACCAUGAUGUAGCCUUUUAUCUUAUGAAUGAAAUGCGAUGGAAUCUAAUUAAUUAAAUUGCGGUGGAGUACAAUUAAUCUCCGACAAAUUUUCUAUUUACAGCCUGAACAAAUAUCUUUAGGAAUCUUCAGAUCGGACUAUUUGAUCGAUACAACAGGGACCCAACCAGAUGAAUGUAACAAUUAUGAUCAUAAGGCAGGAAAUGGAGGUAUCGCUGAUUCAAUAAAACAAGUUGAAAUAAACACCAUUGCUCUGGGUGGAAUUACAUUUUCAUGUUUGGUUCCCAACAUGCACAGGUAAUUUUUUGCAACUUUGUAGAAAAAAAAGAUAGCGUUAUGCAAGAGAGAAUAGUCUAAUUCUCUCCUAUAUUAUGGUAACUUUCCGGAAAGUUAUGAUUGAGUCGCGCUUGCAUACCAAUGGAGAACUUAAGAAAGUGCCAAUAAUAUAGUUUGAAAAUGUACUUUUGAGUUGAAACCAUUUACAGUAACAACAGUACAUUUUUAGAUGAAAAAGCGAUUAAAUAUCGUAGGUCACUGAAACUUGCCACCAUUUGUGUCAGAAAAAGAGCCUGUUUGACCAGCAUUAUCUUUUCAUUGUUUGUUCCAGAUAUCUAUUGCAGUUAAUCGGUCAACGUGGCUGCAAGGUAUAUUCAACUUUAUAUACAUCAAUAACACUACAAAUAUUGUGAAAUAUGUCAGUAAUAACCAGUCAGUUAUCAUUGGCUGUGUUUAAGACACAUUUUAACCGUCUGGACGCCGAGUGAGACAUUUCGGCGUCUUCUCAGUGUAGAAAAGGAUCUGAAACGGUACCAGUCUCGAAUAGAUGGUUUGGGAUUUUACCAAAAUACAGUGUGGGAUACAGGAUUGACUGCACCCCGGGAAACGGGAUUUGCCCAAAUUUUGCACGGAUGAGGGUCGGGAGAGAAAAUGAUAGUCUUCGGGAUAGUGGUGAAAGACGUUCGGGAUGUGGGAUUCUCCUGACGAGGCGGAAAUGCGCGUGAUCAGGAGAAGGCUUAAACAUCGAGGCGCGAAAUUAAAACGUCUGUAGAGUGUAUCACGUGCGUUUAAGUUCUUUAGGCGCCUAAGAGAACAUUAUGGUUAGGUUUCUUUGUUGAAAAGGGGGGCAAUAAAAAAAUAAGGUAGAAAAUGUACACACUUAAACCAUUACCUAGGCUAGAAUAGUCUCUAAACCGACUUUUUUUUGUAAAGGUUUCGGUUUGCCAGUUGUGCGAGAGAGAAUUCGUGUUAAUAAUUGAAGAUGUCUAUUCUCCAAGGUCCCUGCUAAUCCUGCACUGGAUGAAGCCGCAGCUGGGCUCAUUAAGGCCUGGGAACUAUAUGGAUCAGCCAGGUAUAAACUGAAGAAAUGUAAAAUCACACGAUAUCGUCAGCACUCAAUAGCCAAUGUAGUCCAGAUUGUGGGAUGUCCUACUAUUGAACACGGCAUAAUCAAAGUAAUAGCACGCUAUUCUUGAUAUAGAUUAUAGAACAAUGUAAAACUGAGCGUUGGUCUUAUAGGGCCACAACUAUACAGGAAACCGGCUAAGAAAAGCCUGGAAUCUAGCGUAUGAAAGACAUGGUUGGCGUUACUACUGAAAUGGCUUUUAUAUAACUUAAACAAUCCUAUUUAUUUAUUUAUUUUGUUGCAUUUUAGUGCUGUGAUUAUGUUCGUUGUGGAACGUGAAGAGGUAAAUGUAUAUGAUCAAAGGUUGCUGGAAUAUCACAUAAAAGAAAGGUAAGCAAUUUUUUAAAAAGCUGUAAGUACUUUUUGUUCUUCUGUCAACAUUGUGUCAGGGAUUUCGAGCCAGAAGAUACAGAAAUUUUGCCUGAAACAUUCGACUUUUUUACGCAACGGCCUUCACAAGCGACCGGCGGCGUCGUAUAUUGCUUUAGACCACUUCAGCACCUGAUUUCGUUUUAUAUUCAACAGAACCUCUGCUGUAUGUGUGAUUAGGAGGAGCCUUGCAGAUGUUUUUCGUAACAGUGAAACAAAGAGCGAUCAGCGUUUGUUUGUGUAAGAAUGUUUUAUUAUUUUAUGUUGAUGACAACUCAGUGAGUUUAAAUGUGUUGGUGCCAAGUAGUAACCAAUUUGAACUUGCAUUAGUCUGUGUAGCUGGCGCUGUUAAAGGGCAAAGUGCUUUUGUAUUUUAGCGGCGAGAAGAUUUUAAGCAAGUCUUAUUGAAAUUGCCGCUCUCGAUCUCCGUAGCCAAGAAAGUACAUACCCCGGGCAUAACCAUCCUACACGCAUCGCAGGCUAAACUUACACGCGCUUUCCUGAUGCAUGAUCUGUUUCAUUCACUACUAAUGAAAAGGACAAAACACGCUUAACUCAAACGUUUUGUUCAGCUAUCAUAUCGUUCACAACUGUCAAAUUGUAGAAACAGGUUAAUAGUAUAUGGUGAGUUCUUUUGAAGUAAAAGCGUUCAUUCUCAAUAGGGAUGGUCUGGAAGUUGCCGUGGUGUACUAUCGGGCAGGCUAUUCUCCGAAACACUAUCCCACUGAAAAGGUACAGAGACAAUAAAUUAUCAAAGCUCCAAUAUUAAAAGGCAACUCCAUAUAUUUCCCCCGUAUUUCGAAAGUUACGCAACAAUGCCGAUGCUCAUAUUUCGAGCUUGGGCUACCUGUGUAUCACCUUGAAGGUAGAGAGUUUUCAGUUUAGUUGAGUGUAGAAAAUCUAGACCUCGGUCAACUUGUUAUUCUAACCAAUCAAAGUAGGUGCAGAAGCCUUACGAACCAAUACCAAACACUCGAAUCGAAAAUAUAGUAGGCCUGAAUUCCGAAUUAUCUUAAGCCUCUCAUUCAAAAUAAAUCACGAUACGUGCUUAUCGGCGUGUUAUUGAUAAGUCCACGCCGUUCUGAUAAAGAUGUUUAGGGCAUGUCGGAAAUCCGGGGCCGGGCGAUACAGACAUACAGCUAUAGCCAACCAAGAUAGUUCAGAGUCACUUGACUUUAUCAAUAUUUUGCUGUUUACAAUCGGCGACGAAAUUGUUGAGACACUGUGAUACAAAAUAAUAUUUUUUACGUGCCUCAGUAAGCAGAGGUGUGCUUUACUUUUUUCUUAUCCAGGAGUGGGAAGCUCGUUUAACAAUGGAGUUAGCCCGUUGCGUAAAAUGCCCCUCAGUUGGACAUCAAUUGAUCGGAACCAAAAAGAUGCAACAAGUUUUAGCUAAACCUGGCGUUUUGGAAAGGUAUCAAGUACCGUAUUUAUUCGAUUAACCGCCCUGGGCGCUUAUUAAAUUUUUGGACCUUGAGAGUGGGCGCUUUAUAGAGGUGGGCGCUUAUUCGAGGCUGGGCGCUUAUUAAAUUUUCAACACUUCAGCAAGUGCAGUAUGUUUAUUUUGCAACAAAACAAUAAAUAGUAAAAACAAAACGCGAAGAUGUAACAAAGCAAGGUUUCUGUAAAAUACUCUGAAGAAAACUCCGUCUUCGGGGAAGUCUCCAAGUCUCUUAUUAGUACUUAUUCAAUAUUUGGGGGGUGUGAGGGGCAAGGGGGUAGGCUGGGGUAGGCGCUUAUUCGAGGCUGGGCGCUUAUUAACUUUUUCUGCCUUUAGGAUGGGCGCUUAUUCGAGAUGGGCGCUAAUUCGAGGUUGGGCGCUUAUUCGAAUAAAUACGGUACUCGAAUAUUCAGCGCUUAGUUUAGUAUCGAAGGAAUUAAAGUUGAACGCCAUGCCGCCCUGAAAUUGGAACUUAACAAAUUUUAUUCGCUAAGGAUAUAACAUUCACAACUUUGCCCAGGUUGUGACGGAAGUAGUUUUUUCCUUUAUAUAACGGUUUCUUUUGUAUCUCUGUUUAACAUAUAUGUCUUUCAUUACAUUCUCUAGGUUUUUACCUGACAAGGAUUCAGUACAAAGGGUCAGAAGAACUUUCACUGGACUCUACACACUUGACUUGGUAACUACUGUUCCAAUGAACUUCAAUCAAUCUAUCAGUCAAUCAAUCAAUCAAUCAAUCAAUCAAUCAAUCAAUCAAUCAGUUAAUCAAUCAAUCGAUCAGUCAGUCAAUCAAUCAAUCAAUCAUCAAUCAAUCAAUAAAUCGACCUGCCAACCUUAGGCAAAUAAUAGACCUGGUCACAACUGUUCCAAUCAUUUAUGUAUUAAAAUCAUUUAAUCAAUCUGUCAAUGAAUCAAUGAUCAAAUCAACAAUUACUCAUCGUAUUCCUCAAAUGACAACCUCGUUCCCAGGGUUCUCUCCUAUCCGGCCCUGCGGAGCUCCGUAGGGACGGUCAGAAUAACGAGCUUGAGAACGAGGUUGAUAAAAUGAAUCAACCGGUCAUCGACCUACCAUGCGCCAACCAUAAGCAAUUUUAAAAUAGAGAUUAAAAAAAAAAAAAAAAACCUUCAAUAGGAAAACGCUGAUCCCCGCGAUCAAGUUUUCCCUCUACUUGUCGGUAUUGGUUUUUCCUUAAACUUGGCGUUAUAUUUUGUUAAAUUAUUAUCUCAAUUCUGUCUAUUACAGGGAACAGAAGGAGACCACAAUAUGAAAUACUGCUUAAAGGCAGUGAAGAAAUACGUGCUAAAGCCGCAAAGAGAAGGCGGAGGUGAGUAAUGCCAUGCUUGUAGGUGUGCUUGCUCUGAAAUGGCCCUUUUGCUAAAAAAAAAAAAAUCUUAGUCAAACUCUUGGAGUUUCUUACAUACCAUGACCAAAUCGUAUACGUUUUAAAUCUACAUCUUGUUAUGUAAUAGCAAACCUUGAAACAAUUCUUUUUUACCUACCGCCGUCUAGAAAGGAAGACCGUUCUAUUACCGUAUUUUUUUUUUUACCAUGUUAAUGCAUUCCUAUUUUUAUGUUCUUAUCACAACAGUUUUUUAUCCUUUCAAUUGUUAUAAAGGAAACAAUAUUUACGGAGAGGAAAUCCGUCGUAUAUUACUUAGAACACCGGAAAGCAGGUCGCAGUUCAUAUUGAUGGACCGAAUUCAGCCCAAAUUAAACAAGAAUAUUCUAGUUCGUCAAGAUACACCUGUUUCUGAAUGCAUUGAUGUCAUUCCUGAACUUGGAAUUGUGGGUAUUAUUAUCAGGUAUGUCCCUAGUUACAGAGGUGAGUAGAUACAAUGCCAACCCGUCAAUCCGAGGUGUCCAUCGGCGUCUAACGGAACACUGACGCCCCGUCCACACGUAUCCGUAAAAUUUUCAAAUCCAAUUUGCCCGUCCACACGUAUCCGAAGUCACUGUCAGUUCUUCAACUAAUUUGUAUAAAGCGAUCUUCGCCUCAUGCAAAAAUUUUAUUGCCAAUCCUCUUCAAUAACUGUUUCCAGCUGUUUCACUGACAAAAUUGUCCCACCAAGCACUAUUUCGCUCGUUUAACUUGUUUACGGCGUCCAAUUUGUCCGUCCGACAUGGAAAGAAGCUUCAAAAUGUCGAGCCGCCGUUUGGCAUAAUUGAAGUAUAAUCAUAGCUACAAUCCUCGUCGCAUUAAGUUGGCGGGACACCCGGUGCAGAAACCAUAUUGCGACAAAACGUUGGGCUCUUUCCCUCCCAGUGUUGAACUUUUUGCUUCUGUGAUGCCAACUCACAUAAACCAACAUUGAGGGGGCAGCAAAUAUCACAACUGUCUCAACUAAUGUCACGAGAUACGAUUAUUCUAGGUUUAACUGCACUCACGUUAUAAAACUUGAAACUCUAGUCCAAGAAGCAAAGAAGCGAUAAACUCGGCACCGUCUUAAACAUUCACGAUAAAGAACUGGGCUCGAUCCUGUGACGUCAUUGGAUAAACAAAAUAUCCCGAUCUAGCGACCAUUCGAAUCCGGAUUCAUAGCGUAUUCAAAAAUUUCCACUCUGGAGAGCGGAUUCAAAAAUUUGGGGAUUCGUAUGCCGGAUACUCAGAAUAAGUGUGGACUGAAGCCGAAUCCUGAAAGAAAAUGUUGCGGAUUAAAAAAUCUCCGGAUACGUAUGGACGGUGCCUGAAAUGGACGCUGUCCAGGCAUUUACUUGAAUUGAGUAAUAUAUAUUAGAAAAAAAGUUGCUGGUAUUGUGGAUGCAAUAAAUGACAUCAACCGUAAAUCAACUCUACCGGUAGUUGACUGCUGUUGGUAACGACCGACCCAGAAAACAAUGUUUUUACCGCUGAAGUAACUCACGUCCCUGAGGCUGUCAUUUCGUCUCCAGGGGAUAGACAGAUCCACCGCAGACAAAUUCACUCAGAUCAAUUACGAUUGUCAUUGCUUUAAUUUUGUACACUUCAAGUACAGUAAGAUUACUUAUGUACAAGAAGAUUUUCGGUAAAUUUCUCCUUUCACCUCAAAAUUGUACACCUUUAUAAUCUUUAUCUCCCUAUUUCAUUAAAUAUCCAGUGGGAAAACUUAGGUUCUCAAAAAUUGCUUUAUUUUCAGUCGUGGUGAUGAAAUACUUCUCAACAAAGAAGCUGGCUACUUAGUGAGGACGAAGACCAUGGAUCAAGAGGAUGGAGGCGUGUUUGCUGGAAGAGCCGCUUUCGACAGCCUUUUUCUGAUUUAACGUUGUCAUUGUGCAUAUUUCGGUACGUUUAAAGGCGUGGCCAUAUCUCUCCACGAAAGAUCUUGUUUGUUUUUACUCUCGAGGAUGGGAACACAAAACAACAAGUUUCUUUUUCUUUUCCUGCAUGAACUUUGAUCCAGUCGUUUGAAAUUCAACUCCAAGAGAAAUUGCAGCAUUUGACGAAUUAAACGAGAUGGAAUAAGUGACGUUUUCGUAGCCGUCGCCGCUCCCACAUAGCUAAUCGAGACGGGUAGUUAGAGCAAAAAAAUUUGGUACCAAAUACAAAAAUUAUACAAAAAGUUACGCUUAAUACAUGUAUGGCGCGAAAUACAAGAAGUUACAGCUAACAAAGAACUAAAGUUACAAGGUUAUUGCACCAC